AGAAGAGAGAGAAGAAGGAUGUUUACACACAUAAAGCAGCAUCUCCAGAGCCCAGCUUUGUGUCUAAGAAGAGUAACACAUCCAUGGAUUAUCCUCUUCAGUUCAGUCAUGGAGCAGAGACCUUCCACACUGAAGUGAAAAGAGGUGAUGUGAUCAAAUCAUUGAUGCCCAGUCUGACCUGCACUGACAGCGAAUGUCAGACCCACGUAAGGCAGAGACUCAAAGACCAACACAAAACCAGCAUGAAGAACAAGUAUGAGAGCUUAUUUGAGGGAAUCAACCUAGAAGAGAAUCAAACUCUCCUGAACAGAAUCUACACACAGCUUUCCAUCAUAGAGGGAGAGAGUAAAGGAGUGAAUGAAGUACAUGAGGUUUUACAGAUGGAGAAAACAGCCAGAAUACAACAAGAAACACCAAUCUACUGCAACGACAUCUUUAAAGCUUCACCUGAACCAGGAUGUGAGGAGAGAGACCACAUCAAGACUGUUCUUACUAAAGGCAACGCUGGAAUAGGAAAAACCAUCUCUGUGAAAAAGUUCAUUCUAGACUGGGCUGAAGGAAAAGCCAAUAAGGAUGUGGAUUUCAUGUUUGUGCUUCCAUUUCGAGAGCUGAACUUGAUCCGAGAUCAUCAGUACAGUCUUCACAGACUUCUGCUGGACUUUCAUCCUGAACUUCAGGAUCUUGACUCACAGAUUUAUGAGGAGUGUAAAGUUGUGUUCAUCUUUGACGGUCUGGAUGAAAGUAGAAUCACACUUUUGUUUUCAGAUUUUCAGAAAGUUUCUGAUGUGACUGAGACUUCAUCAGUGGGUGAGUUGAUUUCAAAGCUCAUUACAGGAGAGCUGCUUCCAUCUGCUCUCAUCUGGAUCACCUCCAGACCAGCAGCAGCCCAUCAGAUCCCCUGCAAAUAUAGCAACCGUCUGACAGAAAUUAAGGGAUUUAAUGAGCCUCAGAAGGAGGAAUAUUUCAGGAAGAGAAUCAGUGACCAGUAUCAAGCCAGCAGAAUCAUCUCACAUAUCAGAAGAACAAGAAGCCUCCACAUCAUGUGCCACAUCCCUGUCUUCUGCUGGAUCUCAUCCACUGUACUUCAGAAGCUCCUGAAAGAAGAUCUGAGUGCAGAAAUCCCUCAAACUCUGACUGAAAUGUACAUACACUUCUUGCUGAUUCAGAUCAACAUGAGGAAUCAGAAGUAUGAAAAUACAAAUCCAAAUAAACUCCUGCAGUCCAACAGAGAAGUGAUUGUGAAACUUGCAGAAGUGGCUUUCAAACAGCUGAUGAAGGGCAAUGUGAUGUUCUAUGAGGAGGACCUGAUAGAGAGCAGUAUAGAUGUCCCUGACGCCUCAGUGUAUUCUGGGGUUUGCACUGAGAUCUUUAAGGAGGAAUCUGUGAUUCAACAGAGGAAAGUCUACAGCUUCAUCCACCUGAGCUUUCAGGAGUUUCUUGCUGCUUUCUUUGUGUUUUACUCAUAUAUUUUAGGGAAUGAGGUAUCCCUGAAGUUUUAUAUACUAAAAGCAGCAGUUGAAAAAUCCUUGCAAAAUGAGAAUGGACAGCUGGAUCUGUUCCUGCGGUUCCUACUAGGCGUUUCACUUGAAUCCAAUCAGAGACUCUUACAGGGUCUACUGCCACGCAGAGAGAACAGCUCAGAGAGCAUCAGGGAAACCACAGAGUAUAUUAAAGAGAAGAUCAAAAAAACAAAUGAUAAUUUUUAUCUCUCAGCUGGUCAAUCCAUCAAUCUGUUCCUCUGUCUGCUGGAAGUGAAAGAUAAGACUCUGUCAAGAGAAAUUCAGGAGUUUAUGAAAUCAGACAAACACUCAGAGAAGAAACUCUCUCCUGCUCACUGCUCAACAAUCGCCUACAUGCUUCAGAUGUCAGAGGAAGUGCUGGUUGAGCUGGACCUCAAGCAAUACAACACAUCAGAUGAGGGCAAAAGGAGACUGAUACCAGCUGUGAUCAACUGCACAAAAGCUUUACUUGCUGGCUCAGAUCUCACUGAUCAGUGCUGUGAAAGUUUGUCUUCAUCUCUACAAUCAUCAAAUUCCCAUUUGAGAGAGCUGGACCUGAGUAACAAUGACCUGAAGGAUUCAGGAGUGAAGCUUCUCUGUGAUGGCCUGAGGAGUUCACACUGUCACCUCAACAUACUAAGGUUGUCGGGCUGUAUGGUGACAGAAGAAGGCUGUUUUCAUCUGGUUUCAGCUCUGCGUUCAAACCCCUCACACCUGAAAGAGCUGGACUUGAGCUACAAUAACCCAGGACAAUCAUUAGUCCAGCUGCUCUUUGAUUCAAACUACAGGCUGGACAAACUCAAUGUGGAUCAUCCAGGAGUGUUCAGGAUCAUACCAGGACCACAGAAAUUUGCAUGUGAACUCACUCUGGAUUUAAACACAGCAAGCACUGGUCUCAUUCUCACUGAAAGGAAGGUGAAGUCUGUGAGAGAGAAGCAGCCGUAUCCUGAUCACCUAGACCGAUUUGAUGGGUUCAGGCCUCAGGUUCUGUGUAGAGAGAGUCUGACUGAACGCUGUUACUGGGAGGCUGAAUGGAACGAGAAUGGGGUUCAUAUAUCAGUUACAUAUAAAGGAAUCAGCAGGAAAGGAGAGAGUGAUGACUGUUUGUUUGGAUUAAAUGAUAAGUCCUGGAGUCUGAACUGUUUUAAAGACAAUUUCUCUGUCACACACAAUAAGAAGAGCAAGGCCAUAUCUGCCCCAUCAUGCGGUAGUAGAGUAGGAGUGUAUGUGGACAUGUUGGCAGGUAUUCUGUCCUUCUACAGCGUCUCUGACACACACACACUCACACACUUACACACAUUCAACACCACAUUCACUGAACCCCUCUAUGCAGGAUUUGGCCUUGAUUCUGGUAGUUCUGUGUCGCUGUGUGAAAUUAAACUUUGAGAAACAACACAGGGAGCAAAACACAAAACCAGGGGUGGCGAAUGUCGGUCCUGGAGAGCCGCAGCCCUGCAGAGUUUUGCUUCAGCCCUAAUCAAACACAUCUGAACAAGCUAAUCAAGGUCUAAGAGUUAAUAGAAAGCUACAGGCAGGUGAGUUUUAAUUAGGGUUGGAGGUGAAUUCUGCAGGGCUUCAGCUCUCCAAGACCAGAGUUCGCCACCCCUACACAAGACUGUUGACCUACUCUGUUAAUGACAACAGAUUGACUCUUUCUCACUCUAAUCUUUGUUUAGUGUGUAUUAAGUUAAAUGUGGGCAUGGUCCACAUGUUCAAGAUGUUUGAUUUUGCGGAUGCAACACAAGCUUUUUAGCUGAAAUUUUGUUUUCUUGUCUGAAUUUAUUUAAUGCAGGUAUCCAACAUGUCUAAUAUGAGUGGAUUUUACACCGAAUGACAUUCAACAAGUUUUCAAAACAAUCAUCCUCUCUUGUCUUGUGCAUGUUGGGGCAAAAUUGUAAAUUAAUUUUUCCACCACAUACAACUAUGACAGCAGUAAGAAUUUACUUUAUUUUGUUUGAUAGUCAUGGUUUGCUGACCUGCAGUGAUUUAUGUAAUUUAUACUUUUGCCCUGUUCUUCUUUAUCUAUUGAACAAUAUUAAUAAUGUUUUUUUUUUCUUUUAAGUUUCUCUUAAUGUCCACAUUCAGUGCUUUAAACUCCUGUGCUUUUGCUUUCUAGCAUUGAAUUAUCAUUUAUACUGAUCAGCUGAUUUCAUUGCUUCACUAAUUAAGUUGAUCAGAAAAUUUUAUGUUGUUAGUGUAGAUUGGCUGAUUUUAUAUUGUAUCACUUGUAUAGAUCAGUUGUGGUGUUUUGACUGACUGUUCUUCUGGGGCCCGUUUCACUAAGGAGGUUCAACCAACUCUGAGUUUAAACUUGAACUCUGAGUUGACUUACCCUGAAAUGGGAAACAUGUAAUAGACACUCAGAAUAAUCAUUUUCCAUUUGAAUUAAGAUCAUUUUUAUUACCACACUGGCAUAUCAUUUUACUCAAGUAAAAUGCAC
Molecule: messenger RNA, 3939 nt
Organism: Carassius auratus (goldfish)
Lineage: Eukaryota; Metazoa; Chordata; Actinopteri; Cypriniformes; Cyprinidae
Product: NACHT, LRR and PYD domains-containing protein 3-like
Exons: 6
Coding region: 84-2885 (933 amino acids)
Molecular function (GO): protein binding
Source: RefSeq, a predicted model, not a curated record